Molecule: messenger RNA, 2367 nt
Organism: Zygosaccharomyces rouxii
Lineage: Eukaryota; Fungi; Ascomycota; Saccharomycetes; Saccharomycetales; Saccharomycetaceae
Gene: LUG1
Product: Lug1p
Exons: 1
Coding region: 1-2367 (788 amino acids)
Source: RefSeq, a predicted model, not a curated record
AUGUCAUGGCCACCAGAGAUUCUUUACCAAAUUCUAUCCUAUCAGUUUAGGGAUUUAAUGAGUAGUGAUUAUCCUAAUAAUGCUGAAAAGUUUAACGAAAAUUUUAGAACAUUCAUCAAUAGUAAUUUGACUGUUAAUAAGGCAUUCUCACAUAUUUGUCAGGUUCUUAUCUAUAGAUAUUGUAACUUGACCACGGCAAGAAGAUUUCAUCACCUUUUAAACACAUUGAAAGAGCAUAGGGAACUGCGAAAUGCUGUGCAGAUUGUAGAUUUCCAAGAGUUAACAUCAAUUGGACUAGGUAGAACCGGUGAAAUGAAUAAAAUGAUCAAAAACUUAACCAAUGAAACUUUAUUGGAGUUUUUGCAUUUGACCAAGUUUACACUAAGAGAAUUUUUGGCAUGUGAACAUAUUCAAGAUGACCUCGAUGAAAAUAUCAUAUAUUUUCUACUGCGGCCUGGGACUGUUUUAAGUGUAUUGGAUUUUUGUGGUUGUUCAGGUGCAAGAUUCACAGAGAGUUGUAUUGUAUCACUUGAUAAAUUGUAUCGAUUUGACAAAGAAAGACAAAUUGAUUUACCCAUCGAAGAGAAUUACCAAAUAACUUGUUUGGGACUUAAUGAUUGCACAGAUUUACCUUCAUAUGUUCUCGGUAGAAUGCUUAGGAUGUUACCAGAGUUACAAAAAUUGGAUUUAUCUCAUACUUCCAUUGAUGACGACAUUUUACUCAAUAAGAUACCUCAUCUCAAAAAUUUAACACAUUUAUCAUUAGCCAUGUGUUUGAAAUUAUCUCCAAGAGCGAUUCUAGAGUUUUUCAGCUAUCAUCCAGCUGUAACUGAUGAAAACAAUUUAGCAACAUUAGAAUGGUUAAAUCUUUAUACAAUGCCGCAUUCAUCUUCGUGGUCUGAAGUGCACACACUUUUCCUUUUAAAAAAACUAUGCCAGUAUGGACACAAUAAGACUUUACAAUAUUUGAAUUUGAGCGGUAUGUCACUACAUGAAUCUAAUGACACCACUGUUACGAGAUCCACAUUCUAUUUCCAAUGUCAUGAUGCAUUAACAUUUAUUAAAUGGAACUUCCCCAAAUUAAAAAGUUUAAGCAUUGCAGGAAAUAAUAUUCCGGUACCCAAACUAUGUGAAUUUCUAACGCCAAUUUCCCCCGAUACGAUGUCAGAUAAUUGGUGGUUACACGAGGAUCAAAACAUGCAACAGUUGAAAUUUUUAAACGUUUGCAACAAUUCAUACGUGAACAGAUGGACAAUUCAGGAUUCUGCUCUUUAUACAUGUUCGCCAAGUUUAGUCUGCUUAGAGGUAUCAUUUGAUGCAUGGCAAAUGAUCGAAAAAUCAAAUUCAAGACAUGAAAUUACAGUCUUACAUUUUAAAAAUCCCAACUCCUUUUUGAAGGAUACAGCGGAUGCGGAAGUUAUCAAAUGGAAAUGUUAUAUCGGUUCAUCAUAUGGUAGAAGGUACUGGAUCUAUAAAACAGAUCCGUAUUUAAACAGAGAUGAUUUACAAACUACAGGGAAUGUGACCAGGUACGAUUCAGAGGGUAAUAAAAUAAUUGAGAUUGUUAAACAACCAGAUUUCCUCAAAUUUGCUCAAAAUAAAAUCAUGCUUGGUUGUGGAUUUAUCCCACUUAGCGGUGUUAGAAGGAAGAAAUGCUAUAGAGAUUUGAAACCCCCAAUUUCACAAUUUUUCACAAGAAAUGGUGGGGUUACGUUGGGUAGUAGAUCAACCCCGAUUAUAACUCCUAUGUUACCACCAGGUGGUUGGAGAGUUGUAUCUAACCAUGAGCAGGAAGACGGAGCAUCGCUGAGCGAUGCUAUAAUGGAAGAGGAUGAGGAUGAAGAUGAAGAACAGGAAUUCGAUGACGAUAACGUUUCAGAUACUUACAGUGCAAGUGCAAGUUCAACAACAUUUUCACGUACCACAAGUCUAGGAAGAAUGAGAAGCGGUCUCUAUUGGGAUAGAUCUAUCCAUGACCUACACUCAAGAUUCAUGGAGUCAGAUAUAAUGGAUCCGCUACCAGAACCUUCAAUACCCCCCAGUAUUGGUGAAGAAGUUGAGGAGAACGAUGAAGAAUAUUUGAACGACCCCAGUCUACAGAGAAGGAGGUCCCAGUUAAAUCUACAGAGGUCAAGACCACCAUCUCUUCACCACAGACAUUCAGCAUUGGAUUCAUCGGCGUCUAUAUUACUGCCUCUAAGGAAAUUGCAAAAUUACUAUUAUGCACAUCCACAAGAAUUUGUUUAUAAUCCAAAUGACCAGGAAACAACACUCAAAUAUCAAUUACAUUUCCAAGUAAUUGAUGAAUACCAAGUUUUUGGCUGUAUAGAACGCGGUAUGUAUAGAUAUUACAGCCUAAGAGCGUAA